AUGCCAAAUAAUUCAAUCACUCAUAAUAGACUCGAAACAUCUAUUAGUUCUUCUUCUAAUGAUAUCGAAAAAUCUAAUAAUACUUCUCCUAAUAUCACUUUAGAAACAACAAGUAAUACUAUUUCACGACCUUCAACAACAACAGGUAAUUGCAAUCUAAGAAAUGGGUCACAGAAGCACUAUAGACAGCGAGCAUCACAAAUAUCAGGAACUAGAAAGAAGAGGAAAACUAUUAUUAAAACAUGUUUGUUUUGUCGUGAAAAAAAAUUAAAAUGUGAUAAGAGGAGACCCUUAUGCUCAUCAUGUAUAGCUCGAAAUUUUACUGAAUGUGUUUAUGUAGAUGCUAAUGGUAAUCCCUUAGUACAAGAUUUCCAUCCUUCUUCAGAUAAUUUGACUUCGACAUCAGAUGGAACUAUGUUCAAUAAUUCUUCAAAUAUAAGUUCCGCAAAUUCGUUGAUUGGGGAAAUUCAUAGCACUACUUCUGAAUCUUCUGAUUCGAUACCAAAAUAUCAAUCCUCUAGGGCAGAAAAUGAAAUUAUUAGACAGAAUAUGGAAGCAGAAUAUAACAGCUCUGAUCCAAUCAGUGAGAAAACAAAUGUUAAUCCUCUAUCAGAAAUAUAUUAUGCCCAGGUUAAAAAAUCGGGAAGAAUCAUAACAAGUGGGCCAACCUCCAUGAGAUGCUUUGCUAAUAAAGGUGUCCAAAGAUUUAUUGAUAAGCAUGCAUUCUUUUGGCAUGUUGUUAAAAAGGCAAGAAUGAAAUGGAAAAAUAAACAUAAUUUUUCGAUGUUAAAAGAAUUAGGGUCUAUCGGUGAAGAUUAUGGUACACUCUCGAAAUCUUUAAUAACAGAUGUAUGCAAGGUUUUACCAAGCUACGAGGCAAUGAUAUCUUGUAUUGAAAGAUUCUUUUCCGAAUUUGAAUUAUAUCCAUACUCCAGCGCUAUUGAUAAAGCUAAAUUGUAUACCGAUUUUUAUACCUCCUUUGUACCUGAUACUGAAGUAAAUUCGACUGGUGAAAGGCAAAUCGUAAAUAUAAUUGUAGACGCCAAGAAAAAUUAUUACAGAAGCGCCGUAAUUAUAAUGAUUUUAGCGAUGACUAAAUUUUUUUCACAAAUUCCAGCACCUAUUGAAAAAUUUUUAAUUUUAUUGACCGGUUGCUCCAUGGGAAAGAUUUAUUAUAUUGAAAGAGCUCAAUUUUUAUUGUUAAGGAUCGUCCAUAGGUCUACAUACAUUUCGGAUGGUGGCGAUUCUUCUACUUUAAUUGAGUUAUGUGCAGAACUAUGUAAUACCUGUACUGUGAUUGGUUUGAAUCGUGAUAUCGAUGAAACUUUUAAAGAUAUGGGUGAAUUAAUAGGGAAAGCUCCUAAAUUGAAGAAUUUAUGGUUAUGGGCAUUGUAUGUGGAUUAUCAAAUUUCAUUUGAGAUGGGUAAACCCAUGUUUGUUACAUUGGAUAUUUUCAAUGAUUUUAGGAAGGGGAAUGUACUGAAUGUUGAGGAUGGGGAUAUUGAUGAACCUAAUAACGGUAGAUUUAUGAAUUUGAUGAAAAGAUAUUUAAGGAUUGUACGUCCGAUGUUAAGAAGGAUUUUAUCAGUUAAUGGAACUCCUGAUUUUGAACAAGAUGAAGAACUUUUACUGAGUUUUAUUGAGAAUGAAUUUCCUUCUAUUGAUAAUUAUACUGAUGAGUUUAAAAUAUUUGGCGUUGAUUUAUGUGAAAUUCGGAUUUUAUCCUCAUGUAUAGCCAUGUUAAUAUGUAAUUAUUGUAUUAGAUUUUCAUAUCUUCAUGUGCAUAAUAUUCACAUAAAAGUUGGCUUUACCAAAGCUAGUUUUGUAUCUUUUAGUCUUUCUACGAAUUUAUUAAUUCGAUGUUUUGAAAUAGAUAAAUUAAAAUUUCCUGAUAUGAUAAAUCCAAGUUGUAAAGAAGUAACUCCAUAUAUCGCACUUGCAGUUAAUAUGACUGCUAGUAUAUUAAAGAGAUCUUUAAUUUCCUUCGUGGUAAUGACACAUUACAAAUUGACAACCAUGUGUAAUCCACCUUCGUUUUUAAAUAGGGAUGAUACCAAAUUAAAAAUUGAGUUGAAUUCAUUAAGAAGCAACAUUAACGAUUUUUCACUGGCAUCAGCGUUCGAUGCAUUUUGCGAAAUUUUUGAUAGAUGGGCCAUCCCCAAGGAUCCUAAUAUGCAGCAAGUCAUGUGUCGAUCAUAUCAAUUUGUGAUAUCAACUACGUUAGAAAGAAUUGGAAGGAAAAUUUUAAAGAAAAUAUUAGCACAUAGAUAUAAGACGGAAAAUAUUUGGAUUAAUAAAAAUAGUAAGAAUCUGGCAGCGAAGUUUGGUUCAAGUUUCCGCAACUCCUUACCAACUGAAGAAUUCGUUAGACAAAAUUAUUCUUUAAACCAACAUUUAAUUGAUACUAAGAACUCCACUAAGUCAUCUAUAAUAAUUACUAACACACAAUCUAUGGCAACUACAGACACUACAACUACUUCUUCCAAUAUUACAACUACAACACCGGCUACUGGCAAUAGUAGUACGACAAACUACGACAUUCAAAACCCUACAUCGAUUAAUCCCACUGAAGGGAGUCAAAUGCCGGUUGACCUGACUUAUGGAACAACCAUUGACUCUUCAAAAGAUGCCAGCCCCGUGGUUCAAAAUAACACUAACAUAGAGGACGAUGACACAAACUUCAAAGAGAUGUACGAAGAAUUUUGGGCUGUUUACAAUGAUGGCUUCCAAAAUGUGUUUGAUGAAGCUGAUUCUAACGAAAUAGCAGAAGGUCUUGAAAUGUUUGAAGACCUGGCGUUAUUUAAUUAG
Henningerozyma blattae CBS 6284 is the source of this 2808-nucleotide messenger RNA. RefSeq lists its product as uncharacterized. NCBI's taxonomy places the organism in Eukaryota, Fungi, Ascomycota, Saccharomycetes, Saccharomycetales, Saccharomycetaceae. Bases 1 to 2808 code for a protein of 935 amino acids. The transcript has a single exon. Gene Ontology annotation, molecular function: zinc ion binding; DNA-binding transcription factor activity, RNA polymerase II-specific. Gene Ontology annotation, biological process: regulation of DNA-templated transcription. The record is from RefSeq and is a predicted model, not a curated record.